AUUCGACGCUCGAUGCUCAGUUGUUGUGAUCGCCAGGUGAACGAAGGUUGUGCCGCGGAACAAAACGAACUACAGUAUAUAUUCGGAACACGACGAAAACUGAAGAAGAGGAUUCCCUAUGUCUGGAAAAUUGAUUAUGAAACGCAAACGAGCAGAUCAGCUUAGAACUCAGAAAUCGGACCAGCAGCAUCAGCAAGAUGUGGACACUGAGUCAACUGCCGAGAAACGCCAUCGCUUGGAACAGGAUUCCAGAUCUAAUACACCGCCAGCGCAGCAAUCACAUAGUCCAGCUAUCCAAGCUGGCGAUGCGCCCAAUAGCAUUUUGCUUGAGGCACUGCAAAAGAUCAUGGAAUUGCAGUCAGAGCUGGAUUCAUUUGAACAUGAUUUGGACGAGCGUGAGGCCGGGGCGUUUGAUAGCGAUGAGGAAGUGCAAGCAAAUGCCGAAGUGGCAGCCAACUUUCCAGCUCAACCCGCAGUCCCAAAUCGACGCAGUGAAGCCGAAGCAUUGGGCUUCGCCAUGUGCGCACGCGAAACGUUGCUAUUCCUGCAAAGCGAGGGCAUCUCCACGGAGUCCGUGCUGUACAAGGCGCUGCUCGGAAAGCUGGUAGGCCAGAGCGAUGGACUAUUGCAUGCCUAAGCAGAGGAGCACUGACAAGUCCCAAUUUGGGAUAUUCUAGUCAAUUUACUGCAAUUAUAUUGUACGUAAAACGAAUAUUGCAGAAGGAGUUGGGACCUCAAACAGCAUACGUUAAGAGUUCCACCACUUUUUACAAAUUCUAGUUUUAAAUCAAUUUACUCUAGUCGGUUAUUGUGCAGCAAUAUAAAAACUACUUUAAGUUUAUUGAAUAAAUUA
Messenger RNA from Drosophila arizonae, 853 nucleotides. RefSeq names its product insensible (gene insb). Lineage: Eukaryota; Metazoa; Arthropoda; Insecta; Diptera; Drosophilidae. The record is from RefSeq and is a predicted model, not a curated record.